Molecule: messenger RNA, 1588 nt
Organism: Solea senegalensis (Senegalese sole)
Lineage: Eukaryota; Metazoa; Chordata; Actinopteri; Pleuronectiformes; Soleidae
Product: olfactory receptor 52L1-like
Exons: 1
Coding region: 276-1364 (362 amino acids)
Biological process (GO): G protein-coupled receptor signaling pathway
Cellular component (GO): membrane
Molecular function (GO): olfactory receptor activity; G protein-coupled receptor activity
Source: RefSeq, a predicted model, not a curated record
GGUCACUAAGGUCUCCAGUCGUCCACUUGUCGUGACUCGCUGGUGAAAUUACAUACUGUAUAUUUUGCAAAUGCCUAUGGUGUUUUUUUUUUAAGUGUUCUUGUGUUUUUUUAAUGUUCUGUUAUGCUCUGUUGUUAAUGUGUUGAUUAUUACCAGACGCUGUCCUAUAUAUUUGUUUUCUGUCACCUACGAAUGAAUCAUCUGUCGUGAUAUUCAAUAAUCUGAAAUAUUUCUCAACAACAUAUGCUGCUACACUGCCUUUGUUUUGGGGUCCAAUGGAGAACACAACAGAGACGUUUGUGUUGACCAUGUACGCAGAACUGGGCCAGUUCAAGUACAUGUAUUUUACUCUGGCGCUGAUAUUUUACAUAUUUGUCAUUGUUGCAAACGUGACUCUUAUUGUGAUCAUCUCGGUUAACAGUAACCUGCACGAGCCCAUGUAUGUGUUCCUGUGCAGCUUGUUUGCUAAUGAGAUAUACGGCAGCACGUCCUUGAUGCCCUGCUUCAUGGUCCACAUCUUGGCAGAGACUCAUGAGAUUUCUGCCUUUUUCUGCUUCCUUCAAAUAUUUAACAUUCACACCUAUGGCACUGUUGAAUUUGGGACCUUAACAGUCAUGGCAUAUGACCGAUAUGUGUGCAUCUGUAAGCCUCUGCAUUACAACAUUAUAAUAACAAAGAGAAAGGUACAAAUUGUCAUACUCGUUAUCUGGAUAAUUUGCUUUGUAGAGAUCGGGGUUUUGCUGUCCUUCACGAUUCAUUCGAAACGCUGCGGCAAUGUGAUCAACAAAGUGUUCUGUGCACACCAGCUUGUUGUCGCGCUCUCUUGUUCGCCAGACAGAACUGUGUCGAUUAUUCACGACCUGGUCGUCGGCCUCGUUUUCACGGUCGGCGCUCCUGUCAGUUACAUUUCCUAUACGUACGCAAAGAUUUUGGCCGUGUGCCUGAAAGGUUCCAAAGAGACCAAGAUGAAGGCUUUGGAGACCUGCACUCCCCACGCCGUGUCACUCAUUACCUUUGUCUUCGCCUGCUUUUACAGUCUGAUAUCGCAGAGAUUUGACAUCUCCUCAGUUCCGUAUCCGCUGUGUGUCGUGUUGUCAGCGUACGCGAUGGUCAUUCAGCCUUUUCAGAGUCCGAUCAUCUACGGCCUCAAACUGUCCAAAAUUAGACAUGCCUGUAAGAACCUGCUGACAUUAAAAACAUCACAACUCUACAUUUUUCACGGAGAGUGUUUGAAUCCUCACCUUUCAUUCUUGACUGAAAUGAACAUACAUGCAUUAAAGUUUCAGAAUGUGAACAUCUACGCAGGUGAAAAUGUAUUACCGUUUAUUGUCAUUGUUGCUUAUGAUUAUAUUAUAUUAUAUUAAUAACUUCAGGAGCUAAAAAAGAAUAGAGAAUGCAAAACAAUACAAGUACAAUACAAAGUGAGUUUAGUCAUUGUGUCUUUCCAUGACAUGAAAAAAUGACAAGUUUGUAACGAGUUUAAAUGGUCAAUUUUAAACAUUAUUUGCACAGUAUAUAAUUUACAUAGGGUGUAAAUAAAUAUAACAACGUACCACGUACCAUAAAUAAAACCACUCUUAAUAUUUAA